AUGUUUAAAGCAAUAUAUCAUAAAGCCCCACAAGAUGAAAUUCAAGCCAUGUUUACCAAAUUUGAGACCAAAGGACUUUCUAAAUUUUGGAUUUAUAAUAAUUGGGAAGUAUUCAUUUCAAAAUAUGAAUAUGCAAAAGAUUUCUUAUCGGAAUCAGCUGAGGCGCUACCAAAAUGGUCGCUUCCUGACAAGCACCCAACAAGAAAAUUUUUGGGUGAUGGUUUAUCUUUUUCUAACGGACAAAAAUGGAUUACGCAUAGAAGGAUAGCAAAUCCUGCAUUUAACCGUGCACUUUCCCCAGAAGUUGUUGGGAAAAUAACAAUUGAUUUGAUAAAUUUACUUGAUAAAAUAGUUGACCAACCAUUUGAUAUCUUUAAAGUAAUGCAAAGAACCACCAUACAAGUUUUAGGAAAAGUUGCAUUUAAUUAUGAUUUCAAGUGUUUGGAAAAUUUAGAAGCUCAACAUGAGGUGAUUGAGACUUAUGUUAAAAUUAUAGAUUUUCUUGGUGAUCCACUUCUUUAUGUUGUACCAUGGUUACAUAAAUUUCAAAGAAAAUCAAAAGCUGAAUUUGAAAAUGAUUUAGAAAUGUUUAAUUACAAUAUGCUCAAAAUCAUUCAAAAUAGAAGAGAAGAGAUUAAAAAAUCAAAACUUUCUAAUAAUGAUGAUAAUGAUAAAGAUUCAACAUUAAGAAAUGAUUUGUUAUAUGGGAUGAUUGAAGCUGCCAAUGAAGAAAAUUAUGAAAUGUCCUCUGAUGAUUUGAGAGAUGAAAUGAUACAAAAUAAAGCCAGAGAAGAAGCAAUCAGUGUCUUGGGUGUGAAAGGAAAAAUUCCAACCUCAGAAGAUUUAAAGGUAGUUAUUUAUAAAUCUUUACGUCUUUAUCCAGCACUUGUUGAGACUCUUCCACGUCUCACCAAAAAAGAAUUGAGAUAUGGCCAAAUGAUAAUUCCAAAAAAUACUAUGGCAAGUGUUAAUAUUUGGGCUGUUCAUCGUGAUAAUAAUCUACAUGCUUGGAUGCCUUUCUCCGCCGGGCCAAGAAACUGGUAA
This is a messenger RNA of Entrophospora sp. SA101, 1044 nucleotides long. NCBI's taxonomy places the organism in Eukaryota, Fungi, Glomeromycota, Glomeromycetes, Entrophosporales, Entrophosporaceae. The record is from the annotation of a GenBank genome assembly.